GAAAGAAGAUGCAAAAAGGCUUUUGCUUUUUGACACUUUCAGUCAUCAAAUCAAAGUACACUACAAUGACUACGCGUGAAAAAAUUGCCUAAAGCCAGGAGGAUUUAUUCUUGAGAAGUGUCCUCUCACCACAAACACUGUAAAUCCCAAUUUCGGACAUGAAUUCCGUCAAAGUUAAACCAACUACGCAGUGCCAUGUGGUGGCUAUGCCUUAUCCAGGUCGCGGCCACAUCAACCCCAUGAUGAACCUCUGCAAGAUACUAGCUUCCAAAAAGAAGGAUAUUCUCAUCACCUUCGUUGUCACUGAAGAAUGGCUCAGUUUCAUCGGCUCCGAUCCUAAGCCCGACAACGUUCGCUUCAGCACCAUACCUAACGUUAUCCCAUCGGAGCUAGUCCGCGCCGCUGACAUUUUCUCUUUCUUCGAAGCUACCAUGACAAAGUUGGAAGCUCCGUUUGUGCAGCUCCUUGAUCAGCUUGAGCUACCCGUUACAGUUAUCAUGGCUGAUACUGUGCUUUCCUGGGUGGUUGGCGUCGGCAACCGGAGGAAUAUUCCGGUCGCAUCGCUUUGGACUAUGUCACCGUCUAUGCUCUCGACGACCAUUCAACGUUUUCAAGCUGAUUUCAUCUCAGAAGCUGAGGAGCGGGUAGUGGAUACUGCUCAUGAUCAGAGAGUUCAACAAAUGUCACAAAGGUUCUUCGAAGCUUGUUCAUGUGUAACCAAAGCACAAUAUCUCUUAUUGGCUUCCAUUUAUGAGUUGGAAUCCGAGACAAUUGAUGUUCUAAAAUCACAAUUCUCAUUUCCUGUAUAUGCUGUGGGCCCAACCAUACCUCUCUUAGAUCUUGAAGAAAAUAUGAAUCCCGGUAACCAAAACUAUCUAAACUGGCUAGAUUGCCAACCUAGAAGUUCAGUUCUAUAUAUUUCAAUGGGAAGCUUUCUUUCAAUUUCUAGUGCCCAAAUGGAUGAAAUUGCAAUUGGUUUGCACGAUAGUGGUGUCAGAUUCUUAUGGGUUGCGCGUGAUGAGACCUGCAGGUUGAAUGAAGUUUGUGGUGAUAUGGGGUUAGUAGUGCCUUGGUGUGACCAGUUGAAAGUCUUAUCUCAUUCUUCUAUAGGAGGCUUUUGGUCACACUGUGGGUGGAAUUCCACUAAAGAAGGUAUGUUCUAUGGUAUUCCUUUUCUUACAUAUCCUAUAGGAUUUGAUCAGAUUCAUAAUAGUAAGCUAAUUGUGGAGGAUUGGAAAAUUGGGUGGAGGGUGAAGAAAGAUGUGGGAGCAGACAAUUUGGUGACAGGAGCGGAAAUUGCAAAGUUAGUGACGAAAUUUAUGGAUUUGGAAAGUGAUGAAAUGAAAGAAAUUAGAUCAAAAGCAAGUGAAGUUCAACACAUAUGUCAACGUGCGAUUGUCAAAGGAGGAUCAUGUGAAAGCAGCAUCAAUGCUUUCAUCAAGGACCUCUCAAAUUGCGAUGGUUAUUGAGUUAACAAUAAUUUUUUUGUUCUUCGUUUCACAACCAUAGAAUGCUAGUGUCCCUUUGUUUUAUGAAAAAAUCCAUGUUGAUCUGUUGUUGUUGUUGUUGUUUUUUUUUUUUUUUUUUUUUUUGGAUAAUUGGAUAGUUAAGGAGGGAACUUUGAUAUCUAGAUAUCUCUUUUAGAAACACUGGGAAGUGUAGUUGAACUACAAAGCUUAAUAUUAAAUUUGGUUGUAAGGUUCACCAAUUACCAACAUCAAUAAAGUUGAAUCCAUGCUUCUUCUUUUUUA
Molecule: messenger RNA, 1751 nt
Organism: Quercus robur (English oak)
Lineage: Eukaryota; Viridiplantae; Streptophyta; Magnoliopsida; Fagales; Fagaceae
Product: UDP-glycosyltransferase 87A1-like
Exons: 2
Coding region: 159-1469 (436 amino acids)
Molecular function (GO): UDP-glycosyltransferase activity
Source: RefSeq, a predicted model, not a curated record